Messenger RNA from Vollenhovia emeryi, 3681 nucleotides. RefSeq lists its product as uncharacterized. Gene Ontology annotation, biological process: DNA integration. The record is from RefSeq and is a predicted model, not a curated record. The coding region runs from base 1 to 3681 and encodes 1226 amino acids. The transcript has a single exon. Gene Ontology annotation, molecular function: nucleic acid binding. NCBI's taxonomy places the organism in Eukaryota, Metazoa, Arthropoda, Insecta, Hymenoptera, Formicidae.
AUGACAAUCGGGUCAUCGCGGGACCGCGGCGUGCGCCUGCAUGUGCCAUUCGCGUUGGUGCUGCCUCGGCUCACCUCUCUCCUUCCAGCACGUAAAGUGCAACCGCACGCGUGGCCCCACCUUGUGGGCCUGACGCUCGCCGACCCAGAGUACGACCAACCUGCCCCGGUGGACGCCAUCCUGGGGGUGGACAUCUUCAGCGCUCUUCUUCGAGAGGGACUCAAACGGGGGCCCGAGGGAUCUCCUUCGGCUCAGGCUACCGCCCUGGGCUGGGUACUAAUGGGACGAGUAUCUGCUCCAGCAGCGACACAGGAUCGCUCAGGCGUUUCCGUCCUCCACCUCUCCGCCUCUGGGACUGAGGUGGACCACGCCCUCCAGCGCUUCUGGCAGCUUGAGGAACUGCCAACGAAACCCGCUGCGUCUCCUGAAGACCUCUGCUGCGAGUCUCAGUUCGCGACCACUCAUAGUCGCAACUUGCGAGGCCGGUACACCGUGUGGCUGCCCAGGUGUGACAGCUCCGACGUUCGUCUGAACGACAAUCGCUGGGACGCGCUGAGUCUACUCACCAGCCUGGAGCGUCGGCUGUCACGCAACCCCACCUUACGGGAGCAGUACGCGACCUUCAUGGACGAGUAUCAAAAGCUCGGCCACAUGGUCGUUGUUCCGGCGACGGAGGUCCACCAAGCCGGGACCCAUUACCUGCCGCAUCACGCGGUUUUCAAAAAAUCGGACGUGAACAGCAAAAUUCACGUUGUUUUCAACGCGUCCCACCGCACCUCAUCCGGUUACGCGCUUAACGAUCUGCUCCUUCCAGGUCCGAAGCUGCAGUCUGAGCUCUGGGCGAUCUUGUCGCGGUGGCGCCUCUUUAGGCACGUUUUCACGGCGGACAUCGUAAAGAUGUUCCGUCAAAUUUUAGUGCACCCAGAGGACACCGACCUGCAGCGAAUCCUGUGGCGACCGGACCCCGCCCAGGAGGUGCAGGAUUUCCGCCUGCUGACGGUCGUCUAUGGCACCGCGGCGGCGCCUUACUUGGCGCUACGGACUCUCCUGCAGCUGGCCGAGGACGAGGGGCCCUAUUACCCCCGCGGGGCGGACGCCAUUAGGUCCCACUGGUACGUGGAUGAUAUCCUCGCAGGCGGUCACACACUCGCGGAAGCAGUGGAGUCCAAGCGGCAGACCGAGGCGAUCCUCGCCGCCGGUGGAUUCGAGCUUAGUAAAUGGGCGUCCAACGCGCCAGAGCUGGGCCCUGUAGCGGACAACGACAAGUUGUUUUGCGACCGCGAGGGGGUUUGCACGCUGGGGGUCCUGUGGAGCCCUCGUGAGGACAGCUUCGCUCUACGCUUGGCUCCCGUCUCGACAGCGCGAACCUGCACCAAGAGAACCUGCACCAAGAGAACAGUGCUCUCAGAGGUGGCCCGCUUCUUCGACCCCCUCGGUUGGGCCGCUCCGGUCCUGGUGUACGGGAAGAUCCUUAUCCAGGACUUGUGGAUGGCCGGGCUGCCUUGGGACGAGCCUUUGCCGGACAACCUGAGGACGACUUGGACAACGUUCGCUGAAACCUUGCCCCAGCUGAACCGGCUGCGCAUACCACGCUACGUGGACUUUCCUGGGCCAGGGGGCGAGGUCGAGCUUCACGGUUUUGCCGACGCAUCCAGCCGUGCCUAUGCCGCUGCGGUUUACCUGCGGUGUACGACUGCCCCCGGUGGCAUGACGGUCAGGCUCCUGAUCGCCAAAACCAGAGUGGCUCCGGUCAAGCGGUCUUCGAUCCCUCGUCUGGAGCUCUGCGGCGCAGUCCUCCUCGCUCGACUCAUGCGCAGCACCGCCCGGGCACUGGGUCUUGAACAUGUCCCAGCCUUUGCGUGGACGGAUGCCACCGUUGCGCUAGCGUGGAUCCGGUCCCAUCCAGCGCGCUGGAAGCCCUUUGUCGCGCAUCGAGUGGCGGAGGUGCAGGAUCUCGUGCCUACUGCGCGAUGGAGGUACGUGCCGACCAGGGACAAUCAGGCCGACGCGGCCACACGAGGCAUAUCUCCUGCGACCUUGGCGGACCUCCACAACUGGUGGUCUGGACCGCCUUGGCUCUCCGAGCCGGACUACGCGGUCACCGAGCCGUGCCAGCCCGAUCAUGGUGUCAGGGAGGAGGAACUCCGGCCAAGGGCGACCCUCAUUGCGAGGCCAGAGGAGCCGAACGACGUACUACGCCGUUACUCCAGUCUUGACCGACUGCUGCGAGUGUCGGCAAUCAGCCUCAGGUUCCUCUACAACGCACAACACCCUCAAGGAAGGCGGACGGGCUUCCUGACGGCAGCCGAGCUGACCUCGGCUCGCAACCGGUGGGUGCGGAUCGCUCAGGCCGAGGACUUCUCCGAGGAGAUGGCCCGCCUCCGAAGCGAGCAGCGGUGUCCGGUGCGGUCACCCCUGCUACCUCUCCGCCCUAUCCUGGACCGGGACGGCCUGCUGCGAGUGGGGGGACGCCUGCAGGAGGCGCUCCUUCCGUUCGCCGAGAAGCACCCGCUCAUCCUCGCGAAGGAGAACUAUCUCUCGCUCCUCCUAGUGCGAGAGGCUCACGCCAAUUCGCUGCACGGAGGACCGCAGCUGACCCGUAGUCUGCUUCUGAGGCGUUAUUGGAUCCUGCGAGCAAAUUCGCUGGUCCGGUCGGUCAUUCACGCCUGCCUGCGCUGUACUCGAUUCCGAGGUGCCACCGCAGAGCAGCAGAUGGGCCAAUUGCCGGCGGAGCGUGCGCGACCCGGCCGCCCCUUCUCCACUGCUGGAGUGGAUUACACCGGCCCUGUGCCCCUCCGAACCUCUAAAGGACGCGGCCACAAGGCCAUUAAGGGCUAUAUAUGUCUAUUUGUGUGUCUGUCGUCCAAGGCGCUUCACUUGGAAGCGGUCUCUGAUCUCUCCUCCGCCUCAUUUUUAGCCACCUUCAGAAGGUUCAUCUCCCGUCGAGGUCACUGCCGGCGCCUCCUGAACGACAACGGGACGAAUUUCCGAGGCGCCGACAGGGAACUCAGAGGCAUGUUCCGCGCAGCAUCCGAGUUCUACAAGGAGUGUGCAUCGAGCUUCGCCAACGACGGUAUGGACUGGGCCUUCAUACCGCCUGGCGCUCCUCACUUCGGAGGCCUUUGGGAGGCCGGCGUCAAGGCCGUGAAAUACUAUCUGCGACGCAUCGUUGGGGAUACCUGCCUCACCUUCGAGGAGAUGGCCACCUUGUUGGCCCAGAUUGAGGCCUGUCUCAACUCCUGGCCGCUAUAUGCGCUCAGCAACGACCCUUCGGACCUUGUAGCCCUUACACCGGGGCACCUUCUGGUCGGGGAACCGUUGGCGGCUAUACCGGAGCCUCCGCACGCCGAACAAAAUCAUGGCGAACUAGCGACGCGCUGGACGCUGACGUCUGCCAUGCGGGACCAGUUCUGGCGCAGAUGGUCAAAUGAGUACAUCCAUCAUCUGCAGCAGCUGAAGCGUUGGAGGAGACAGGCGCCCAAUAUAGCCGUAGGCGACUUGGUCCUGCUCAAGCACGAGUUGCAGCCUCCGACGAAGUGGGCGCUCGCUCGCGUCGACACCCACCCGGGUUCCGAUGGGCUCGUCAGGGUGGCCACCAUUAAGACCGCGAACUCGGUGCUGAGACGGCCGAUCGCGAAGCUUGUACCGUUACCGGUCAACGACGGAGCCCAACGGGGCUAA